Molecule: messenger RNA, 990 nt
Organism: Pimephales promelas (fathead minnow)
Lineage: Eukaryota; Metazoa; Chordata; Actinopteri; Cypriniformes; Leuciscidae
Source: RefSeq, a predicted model, not a curated record
GUGUGUGUGUGUGUGUGCACCUGCAGGCUCAGCUUUAAUGACCACUUCUCAAAAAUAGUUCACACUUUUCUAGUGCUUAAAUUGACGGUCUGAACACAUUGACAAUUAUUCAAGCCUCUUCAGAUAACAGCACCUCAGAGUAAACCAGUAACAGACCCAAACGAACCAUGACAAGUCCCAGAACCAGAACCAUUUGUUUUGUGUACUUUGCAUUGCUCUUCAGAACAGCACAUGCUCACAACGCAAGUACCACCACCACCACAAUCUCUUCAACGGAACCAAAAACACCCGUGAAUACCGACAACCAAGAAUCAAAUACCCCAAAAACAAUAACAAGCAACAAGCAGCAAUACACCAAAACAACAAGCAGCAAUGAUGUCAGCAUAAAAACAUACACCACCACUUCUGCGAUCAAAAAAUUAGAAUCUACACCAAUAUCUCAACCAGCAGGCUGCACACAGACCACGACUGCAUCCUCUGAAGCACAGUGUCUCCUCUUACUGCCAACUGGAGAUAUUCUGAAACUGGUUGUGCUUGCUCUCAUAGUGUGCUGCUUUGGAUUGCUGGUGACCACACUGAUAUGCAUCUGCCAAGUCUGUCACCUGAGAGGAAUCAUUUCCAGUCUCCAGCCAGGUCACAACAAAAACAACAUUGACCUGCGUGCCAUAAGAGAAAAGAGUGAAUCGCCACACUGGGAUGAAGGUCAAGUGGACAGGCAGCCGACUGAGACCUGCCUCAUGCUAUCAGAGGUCACGACGGCACAAGAGGAGCGUAAAGAGGAUGAGGAGAGAGUUCUGGAGAACAAGGACACAGAGCAGCCCGGUACCGAGAAGGAUCCGAACGGAGACAUCACCCAGGAGAACAGUCAAGAGCCUGAAGCUAAAGCACCAGAGAGCGCCGACACAGGGGUCUGAUCACACUCACACUCACUUAAAGGGAUAGUUCACUUUGAAAUUCAUUUUUGGUUUGUUUUAGCUUUCCAUCCAAGAU